Messenger RNA from Cryptosporidium ubiquitum, 7284 nucleotides. RefSeq lists its product as uncharacterized. Lineage: Eukaryota; Apicomplexa; Conoidasida; Eucoccidiorida; Cryptosporidiidae. Gene Ontology annotation, cellular component: nucleus; cytosol. Gene Ontology annotation, molecular function: peptidase activator activity; proteasome binding. The record is from RefSeq and is a predicted model, not a curated record. Gene Ontology annotation, biological process: proteasomal ubiquitin-independent protein catabolic process. The transcript has a single exon. The coding region runs from base 1 to 7284 and encodes 2427 amino acids.
AUGUUUGAGAAAACUACCGAUUGUAAGGACUUUUUUCCAGGAUUUAUUGAUGAUGAUGUUAAAAGAAAAGAAACCAGGGCGGCGGUAGAGGAGAUAUUAGAGCUGUUUAAGAAGGAUGAGUUAUUUAGUAUUAAAAUGAUACAAAAUCUAACAAGGCUGAUUAAGCAGCUCAACCAGUUUGAGGAUUUGGUUUUUAUUAGGUUUGUAAGGAGAAGUGAGAGAGUUAAUAUUAUUCAAAAUAUAUGGAAUGUCAUAAAGAAUGAAAAGAUUCCAAUGAACACAAAAAUAAGAUUUGCAAACAUUUUGGCUUCACACAUUAAUUGUUAUAAAAAAUUAUACUUAAGACCAUGGUGGCAUAGUGAGUUUACUUCACAAAUAGACCUUGAAGAUAAUGCUGAAAGAACCGGAUUUAAAUGCAGUUGCAAAGAUGAAGUACUUCAAGAACAGGGUAGAGUUAAAGAUGAGAAUUGCAUUUGUGGAUUAAUAGAUUUUGAGUAUAUUGUUACUAAGAUUGAGGAAGAGUUUACUAGGGAUUAUUUGGAUGGAUUAACAACAAAUUCUCAAAAAGUUAGAAAUUAUGUUUCAAGUCUUUCAAGAGUUUUGAAUGCAUACAGGCCUUAUAUUGGAGAGAGUGAACUGGAAAAUUUCCUCAAUAAGUGGCUAUCUUUGAAUACAAAUAGUUUUUCAUUUUUUGUUUAUUCAAAAUUAUUUGCAUUAAUUUGCAGUCCGUAUUGUUCCUAUAAACUUUUAAAGUCCGGAAGAAUUUUUGAAAUUUGGGAGAUCUUGAAUGGCCAAUUUGUAAGCCACUGGGAUUCUGUUAUUAUAACAGUGAUUUCCAGGGGGGUAAGACACUCUUGGAAAAUUGGAGACUGUUUAAACAAUUUGUAUGCAAAAAUUCCUUAUUUAUUUGAAGUAUUGUAUAUAAAUCUGGGGAUACCAAUUUUACAUAAUGUGGUAUCAAAUUCUAUUAAUACAGGUGCAACUUCUAGUACCUCUUCUGUUUCCUCCGGAACAUCUAAUUCCCAAGUCCUUCAGACCAAGGCUCCAUCCAUUAUUAAAGAAACUAUAUCGAGUGAGCUACUUUCAGCAUUAAAUAUUAAACCCAUAAAUUUAUUUAAUAAGUUUGCUAUUAUUUUCAUCCAUUUGAUCAAAUCAUUAAACUCUUUAUGUAAUAUUGAAAAUAUCAUGACUGAAGGCCAUCAACAGGAAAUUCUUGAUCAGGUUCAAUUGGUCCCAAAUUCUCUAAUUAAUCUGGUAAAUAUAAUAUACCCACUUAAUCAUCCUUCAAAUAUUGGAAAGUGGUCACAUGGAAUUUCAAUUUUUGUUCAGGCUUUAACAUACCAAUAUUGCAAAAGAAUAUACAGAGAAAGAGUAUUUAUAAAGUCUGAAAAAAUGAGUCAAAUAGAAAAAGAAUGUGUUCAGAAAGUGAGUUUGUGUAGAUUUGAUGAUGAGUAUUUAAUGACCAUUUUGUUUCCAUUAAUGGAGCAAGGAAUAUAUAGUAAAGAUAUUCAGGUUGCAGGUAGAUAUGAAGAUUCCCUGAAAAGAUGGACAUACAUUUUGCCAGAUAUAUUGUUAUCAUUCUUAUUAAAUAAUAAAAUAAUGCCAGCAUUAGAGGGAGAUACUGAGACUCACCAAGUUUAUAUUGCUUUUAGGAUAUUGGCAACUAUUGUUCCUUUGGUGAUCCAGUUUACUCCUCAAGAAUUGCCAAAGUUUCUACAGAUUUCACUACAAGGAAUAGACAUUUCUGACCCAAUGAAGAUAAACCAAACAUUGUUCUUCUUAACUGUUUUGUUUUAUAACUUACAAAACUUUCAUGUUGAGACUUUGGAGUUUGAUGAGUACGAAGCAAUAGAAAAGCUUUCUUUAUUGAUGGAAAAUGAUAGUGAAAUCAAAAAUCUAAAGAGCUAUUAUUCACUUUACAAUUAUCCAAAAGAUAUCUUUCCACUCUCGGAUAAAUCUCUUAGAAACAGGAAGGAAGUUCCAAAAGCAAUUUUGGAACAAACUGACAUUAAUGGACACUCUCCUCUAGAUUUUUACCUUAAAAAUAAUGCAGAAGAAGAUUAUCAGAUUUUUUUUGAUGAGGAAAUGAAGAAAAGCUUUUAUUUUAUAUUAAAUCGCAAAUUUGAUAGAGAAACUUUAAUGGAAAAGUAUGAACAAAGAAAAAUUUUAAUGGAUUCGAUAUUUGGCUAUUGGGUUAUUGAAUUUUUAGAACGUGUAUUAAACAUUUUGGAAAAUGUUAUUAAACCUUCAGAGACAGGAAGUUACUCAUCUUCUGUUGAUCUUGGAAUCUCUUAUGCUUUAAGAGCUUUAAUUAUUAGUAUUUUUUCAAAAUGUAAACAAUUUGGAUAUAAUCAACUUUUGAGAGAUUGCUAUGAAAUGAUUGGUAAUUGGAUAUCUACAAAUUUUAUUCCUGAUAAUUAUAAACACCUUUCUAAGAUACUUUCAGCUAUGGGAUCAUGUGAUCCUGAACUUUCUUUUGAGUUAAUUCUUUCCAAGUUAUUAUUCAAAAUUAAAGCAGGCUCAACAUAUAGUAAGAUGCUCUCUAAUGAGGUCUCUUUGUCACAAAACUCCAAAAAAAUAAAAUUUAUUAAUAAUACAAAUAGUUUUGAAUCUGAGGAUGAGUCCUUCAUUUUAUAUUAUACAAAUUUAGUUUCAAGCUUAAUCAGAUACACUCAAAAUCACUUAUUAAUGAAAAAUAAUAAAAUAUACUAUUUUGGAAUUUAUUCAUUGAUUGUUGAACUUCUUUCUGAUUCUAGAAAGAAAAUAAAAAGAGCAGGAAUUAAAUUAGAGCAAAGGUUUAUUGAGUCAUUAACUCAUAUACAGAUUGUUGAAUCCAGAAAUUCACUUUUAGUUCCAAUUGCAAAAAGUCCAGAAUUAGUAGCAAAGGGAAUAAUCCUUUGGGGACUUCCUUUUUAUUUACAGGAAAAAUCAAUAUUUAAUGAUGUUCAAAAACCUGAAUGGUUUACACCCGAAAGAAUCUGCUUAAUUGAAGUUAAAUCCUUAAUUAUAUUCAACUAUUUAUUUAUAAUCAAGCUUUUAAAGAAGAUAAUACAUACAAACUCUAACUCUUCUCAGUUUUCUAGUUUACUUGAUAACUUAUUCCAAGAAUAUCUUCAAUUAUUCAAAAACUCAAUUAGCAAUUUUAGCUCUGAUCGAGUUGAAAAUCAAGACAAUAUAGAAAAUUUCCAGAUUUUACUCAAUAUCAUCAAAAAUGAUGAAACAAAUAAGCCUACUCAUGAUUUUAUAGGUACAGUCUUAUUUUGUUUAAAUAAUCUUCGAGUUUUAAACAAAUCAAUAUCUUACAUUCUCCCAAUUGUCAAGAAUGAUUAUUCAACUUUUGAAAGAAGAUCUGGCUUAGAAAAUAGUCAUUCAAUUCAUGAUCAAGCCCAACAAUUCUUUCCAUUAACUUUAAACCCAGAAAACUUUAAUGAAUUUGAACCAUUCUUUUCAAAGUAUUUCACUGAUACUUACUGUUUAAUUCUACUUCUAGUUCAAGUCUUUUUGGGAAUACAGAUGCUUGAAGUUACAAAUUUAGGGUCUAAAAUAAAACAAGAACUAACUGGUGACUCUAAAAAUGAUAAUAACUCAGAUAAUUUCCAGGUGAGCACUACAUAUUAUAAAUUAUCAGAUCCUUUGGUCAAAAUCACUAACACUGAGGAAAUCAAAUUUAAAUCAAAAUUGAUAAAAACUAUUAACCAGUGUUUAAAUCAUUAUUAUUCUUCUUCAAGCAAUUUAUCAUUAUCAUCUCUUUAUAAUAUUGAAUUUUCUGAUUCUGUACUGGCUUGGCUAUCCUAUACAAAUGGCUUAUAUUACCAAUCUAGCUUAUUAAGUUCUCCCAAAAUUUUCUGGCUUAAAAACAUACAAUAUUACUGGAAUAAAAGGAUUAACAUGAGAAGACACGAAUAUGGAUUUUUUGGAUAUCGUAAAAAAUUGAUUUAUUUGAUGACAUUAUUCAGUUUAGGUAAUUAUAAUUUAAUAAGAAAAACAGCACAAUCAGCUCUAAAAGAGUCUAUCAAUUCCCACGUUUCUUCUAGAAAUAAUGUCUUACAAUUUAUUUUAUUUGAGGUAUACUUUUCAAUCUUUCUAUUUAAAAAAUACGAUCAAGUUGGUAUAGAACCUAAUCAUAUUCUAUUCAAAAAUACACAAAGUUCAGAUUGUCAUGAUUUGACUUUUAAAGAAGUCUUGAGAUCUAACAUAUAUUAUACCAAAUUAACAUUUGAGAGUUACUGUGAUAAUAAGCUAAAUCCGAUGGAGGAAUUUCUAUUUAAUCACUUAUCGGGAUUGUCUUAUAUAAUUGUGAAUAAUUCUUUAUACCAUCGAUUUCUAUGGAACAAUUUGGAUCUACUAAUUGACUUUAUUACUAUCAUCUCCUAUUCAUCAUCUUUCAAAUUGAGUAAAGAAAAUAUUCCUGUUAGGCUUUUAAAUGGAUUCAACCAUAUAAUUAGUAAUCGAGAUUUUAACAACUUAUUAUUUCACUAUUUGGACAAAAAAAGUGACAAUACUGGCUAUACAACAGAAAAGUAUAGAAACAAAUUGGAACUUAAGCUAAGUAAACUUAUUAGCUUGUUUAAUAAAUCAAAUAAUAUAACAGAUAACCAAGGCAAUAAUGAGGAUGAUUUUGAACUUAUUUCACAAAUAAAUUCAAAUUAUUUAAAAUCUGAGAAAUUUGAUAUCAAUUAUGUAAUUAAUGUGAUCAGAAUUCUAUUGUAUAAUCUUAAUAAAGUGAAGACUGAAUUACUGAUUAGUAAUUCUUUGCUCAGAAGAUCUCUUAUCAUUUUAACUUUUAUUCAAGGAUUACUGGUUAUAUUAAUAUCUCAAAGAUCUUUAAUCAAAGAAGAACAGUUUAAUAAUGAGCUUAUUUCAUUAAGAAAAAUGAUUUCUGAUUAUUGGAGUUACUUAUGGAGUAUAUUUUUGGAGACUGACAAAUCUAAUCAUAGCAAUUUCUACUCUGUAGUGUUUUUCAACUUAACUACUUUACUUAAACAACUUUUUGAGAAUGAUAAAGAAUUCCUUAUUGAAUUAAUUAUGAAAGAAUCAGGUUUCAUUAUUCAUGAUUUUAAAAUCAACAAUUUACUGGAAAAUAUGGUAAAUAUUACAGUUUAUCAUCACCAGAUAUCUAAUAAUCAUCCAAAUUCAAGCCAAACAACUCUAAUCACUUCAAGAUCUGAAAGAAAGGUAAUGAAUUCAACAAAUACUAGUAUGCUAAUUAACAAUUUAAUUUUGAAUUACACUUAUGUAAUAAAUUCCUUCCCUUACCAUCGGUUUAAAUGUUACUCUAAUAGCUUAUCAAUAACAAGCAUCAUAUUCUUCCAGUUAUUACUUUUUAUGAUUGAAAAAAAAUAUCAAGGCAAAGAUUUAAAUGAUAUUAACAUAAUUGAUGUAAUUCUGGACAAAUUACAAGAAUGGUGUAAUAAUAGUGUAAUCAAUUUAGAGAAAGAAAAACAUUUAUUAAUAUUGGAGAUCCUAUCUUCAUUUUUCUCAGUUUCAACAAUUUCAAAAGAUAUGGAUGAUUUUAUUUCCAAUACAAAUAUUUUAAACAGGGAAAAAUUAAUAAAAGUAUUAUAUCAUGAAUUCCAACAAAGUGAUCAAGAUUUUAUUUUUAAUUAUAUGGAUUUUAUUAAGUAUUCCCUUACACCAGUAAUAAGACAAAAAUUGGAAUAUUAUUAUUAUGAACCUGAAAUUGAACCAAAUAAUAAUGUUAAAAUUAAAAAGUCAUUAAGAAUUGAAGAAUUGGAAAAAUAUUUGUUAUCUUAUUCAUCUUGUAAUUCAAAUUUGAUGGAGACUAAUUUUACAACGAAGAUACUAUUGAAUUUCAUAUUAAACCCAUUCAAAUACUCAAAAAAUGAAUACAAUUCAUUUAAUAAUGAUAAUAAUAUAACUAAUAUAGACACUGGUAUGAUUGAAGAUAAUGAUUUAUCUACGUUUGAAAUAAUAAAGUAUUUAAGAAUUUAUCAAAGUGGUUUAAUGGAAUUAAUAAUGAAUAACAAUAAAAAAAUAGAUAAUAUCCAUGAUGUUCAAGUAUCUUUAGAGUUUCAAGAUUAUAUAAAAAAUGGCUUAAAGAUUUUUAAUUAUAUAAUUCAAAAAGAUAAUAAUUAUAAACAAUUAAGAGAAGAAUUGUCAAAUAUGCUCCAUUCUUUAAUAAUUGCUAGUAAUCUGAUUUAUUCUAAAUCCAUAAUUAAAUUACAAGGAUCUUUAAAAAUGAAUUUAAUUGAAGAUUAUAAAUUACUAAUGUUAAAAUUACAAGAUGAGAUGAAUAAUUAUAUUUUAAAGUUGAAAAGUGAUUCAAAAAAUAUAAGUGAAGAUAAAAUGAUUGAUUGUGAAAAAAACAAAUUGGAUUCGAGUAUUAUUUCAAAUUCAGAAGUUGUACUUUAUUAUUGUUUACUUAGAGAUUUAUAUUCAAGUAGAAAAUCCGAAUUAAUGGUAGAAGAAAUGGUUUCUUUUGAUGAUCUUUUUAAUAUGAUUAAUAAAAUACAAAUAAUGAUUGGCAAUAAUGAUGAUAUCCUUGGACUUUCUUAUGGUUCAUUAAUGUCAUUACUAAUUACUCAAUUAAAUCAUGAUGAAAUACCAAUAAUGACUAGACUGGAUAAUAUUAUUAAUAGUGUGGAAAAGGUGGAUCCAAAUAAUUAUAAAAAUAGAUUAUUCAAAAUAAGAGUAAAUACAAUAAUUGGUGAAUUUUAUUCUCCAUUAAUAAAUGGAACAAAUCUUCAGUUGGAUAUUAUAAAUAAUAUAAUUUAUGGGUUAUUUGAGGAUCAGUCAGAAAUUAAAUAUAUUUCAAAAUUAGCUUUAUGUACUUUGUUUAGAACUUUAAACAAUAAGAUAUGUAUUAGUUAUAUUAAAUUAUUUAAAUUUUGGUUGAAUAGAUUGGAAAGAUUGAGUAAAAAUAAUAUCAAUAAUGUGGAAGAUUGUGAGGAGAUGAAUAUAAUGAAAAAGAUGAAUUUCAAUACUUUGGAUAUAUUUUCUCUUCAAGAGGAAUCUCAAAUUAAGAAUAACGUAAGUAAAAAUAAUGAAAGAUAUUGCAGAGCUGGAGUGCUUGGACUUAUUUCAGCAAUUAUGAGUCAUCCAUAUGAUAUUCCAUUUUGGCUUCCAGAGACGAUUACUUUUUUAGCAAAUUAUAGUGGUAGUAGAAAUAUUUCUCAGAUUUUAAAGAAACAGAUUCAGGAAUGUAUUCAAGAAUUCUUUAAAACUCAUCAAGAUGGUUGGAAUUUCAUCCAUAAAAAUAAAUUCAAUCAAGAUCAGCUUGAGGUUUUGGAUACUUACAAAGGAAGACCAACUUAUUUUACUUGA